Molecule: messenger RNA, 4756 nt
Organism: Myotis myotis
Lineage: Eukaryota; Metazoa; Chordata; Mammalia; Chiroptera; Vespertilionidae
Gene: CLPB
Product: caseinolytic mitochondrial matrix peptidase chaperone subunit B
Exons: 16
Coding region: 82-2127 (681 amino acids)
Biological process (GO): cellular response to heat
Cellular component (GO): cytoplasm; mitochondrion
Molecular function (GO): ATP hydrolysis activity; protein binding; ATP binding
Source: RefSeq, a predicted model, not a curated record
CUUCGAACGCGCCGCGGCAGCCAUGUUGGACGUGGCCAGCACAGGGGCCGGCACCAGGGGGUUAUCCAAGCAGCUGUCACGAUGCUGGGGGCCCUGGUGUUAAGGAGAACAGCGCUGGCGCCGCGGCUCCUCCUCCAUCUGCUUAGGUCUCCAUCACUCGGGAGCCCCCGAGGUCCCUCCGGCCGGAGUGUGACCACCGGGGGCUGCGGGGAGCCGCAGUGGCUAAGGGCGGCCAUCGGGGGGCGUCCUGGAACAUCGCUGGCCUCGCUCACCCGAAGAGGGGCAGCCACCGGGGGGCGCCACGGAAGACGCACGGAGACCCAGUGCCUCGCAGCCGCCACAUGGGGACGCCUUCCUGGCCCCGAAGACACACUCCCCGGACAGAACUGCUGGAAUGGGGUCCCCACCAGAGGCAGACUGGGCAUGUGGGCCCUGGCCACGGCGCUGGUGGUUCACUGUUACAGCAAGAGCCCGUCCAACAAGGAUGCAGCCCUGAUGGAAGCUGCUCGAGCCAACAAUGUUCAAGAAGUCAGCAGGCUGUUGUCGGAAGGUGCAGAUGUCAACGCAAGGCACAAACUUGGCUGGACAGCACUUAUGGUGGCAGCCAUCAGCCGAAACGACAGUGUGGUGCAGGUCCUGCUUGCUGCUGGUGCUGACCCAAACCUUGGAGACAAUUUCAGCAGUGUUUACAAGACUGCCAAGGAGCAGGGAAUCCAUUCUUUGGAAGAUGGGGGACAGGACGGUGCAAGCUGGAGCAUCACAAACCAGUGGACAGGUGCCCUGGAAUUCAGGAGUUGGCUAAGAGUCCCCACUGGCGUUCUGGUCACCCGAGAAGAUGACUUCAACAACCGGCUGAACAACCGCGCCAGCUUCAAGGGCUGCACAGCCCUGCACUAUGCUGCUCUUGCGGACGACUACCGCACCGUCAAGGAGCUGCUUGAUGGAGGAGCCAACCCCCUACAGAGGAAUGAAAUGGGACACACACCCUUGGACUAUGCCCGAGAAGGGGAAGUGAUGAAGCUUCUAAGGACUUCUGAGGCCAAGUACCAGGAGAAGCAGCGGAAGCGUGAAGCUGAGGAGCGGCGCCGAUUCCCACUGGAGCAGCGGCUGAAGGAGCACAUCAUUGGCCAGGAGAGUGCCAUUGCCACAGUGGGUGCAGGAAAAACAGAGCUGGCCAAGCAGACAGCCAAAUACAUGCACAAAGAUGCCAAAAAGGGCUUCAUCAGGCUGGACAUGUCUGAGUUCCAGGAGCGGCAUGAGGUGGCCAAGUUUAUUGGGUCCCCACCAGGCUACAUCGGCCACGAGGAGGGUGGCCAGCUGACCAAGAAGCUGAAACAAUGCCCCAAUGCCGUGGUGCUCUUUGACGAGGUGGACAAGGCCCAUCCAGAUGUGCUUACCAUCAUGCUACAGCUGUUUGAUGAGGGCCGGCUGACAGAUGGAAAAGGGAAAACCAUCGACUGCAAGGACGCCAUCUUCAUUAUGACCUCCAAUGUGGCCAGUGAUGAGAUCGCACAGCACGCACUGCAGCUGAGGCAGGAAGCUUUGGAGAUGAGCCGUAACCGUAUCGCCGAGAACCUUGGGGAUGUCCAAAUUAGUGACAAGAUCACCAUAUCAAAGAAUUUCAAAGAGAACGUGAUUCGGCCCAUCCUGAAAGCUCACUUCCGGAGGGAUGAGUUUUUGGGACGAAUCAAUGAAAUCGUCUACUUCCUCCCCUUCUGCCACUCGGAGCUCAUCCAGCUAGUCAACAAGGAACUGAACUUCUGGGCCAAGAGAGCCAAGCAAAGGCACAAUAUCACACUGCUCUGGGACCGAGAGGUGGCAGACGUGUUGGUUGAUGGCUACAAUGUGCACUAUGGCGCCCGCUCCAUCAAGCAUGAGGUAGAACGCCGUGUGGUGAACCAGUUGGCAGCCGCCUAUGAACAGGACCUGCUGCCAGGGGGCUGUACUCUGCGUAUCACUGUGGAGGACUCAGACAAGCAGCUACUCAAGAGCCCUGAUCUGCCCUCACCCCAGGCUGAGAAGCGCUCACCCACACUGCGGUUGGAGAUCAUCGAUAAGGACAGCAAGACCCACAAACUGGACAUCCGGGCACCACUACACCCUGAGAAGGUGUGCCACACCCUCUAGCAUCUACCUACCUGCCUAGUGCCCUCAACGUCCAAUAAAGGCCCCUCAGCUGUGGCAUGACAACUGACCUACCUUCCCCUCAUACCUCCUACUCCUCUCCCCCCAGCCUCUUACCUCCUCACAGCCCCUGCAAGACCCCUCCCCUGCCCCCUUUGUUGUGGGUCCAAAGCUUGCUAACAGUCUCCAGGAGGAGCUGCCCCUGCACCUCCUUCAAGCAGAGAGGAGAGGAGGUCCCUUAUCUCUGUCCUUCAGCAUGAUCUCCAUGCCCCAUAGUCUCUGGAACUUGAUCGUGUUCUCUGGAAGCUCAGAGUAUGGCAGCUAAGAACAGAUCUGGCUGGAAGAAGACAGGGGCAGACUAUGACCUGCCACCCUCUGCUGGCCCUCAGAAUGUCUCCACAGAGCGUGGAGAAAGAGUACAGAGGCUCAGGCACAGAGGUUCUUCAGUUGAGGCUGUAACUACCUCUUUUCCAUGCCCUAAAAUUCCAAGGGAAAGGGACCCUUAGAACCCUUCCCCCUUCCACUGCCAUAUCAUAGCUACUGUUCCUUCUCACCCUGUGUUCUGGGGUCAGGCCAGACCAGGUUUUUCCAGCCUUGGAACUAGCCGAUGUAGAGCACUUCUAGGAGGAAGGCUGACUGGGUCACCACACUGGCCUGCUCUGGGACUCUAAUGCCAAAUGAUCCAAGUAAGCUCAACUCUCUGAGACCUCCUUCAGGAGACUAACAACAUAGACCCUAGGGAGCUCUAGGGGAAAAGCUAGAGAUCAUGGGGUCUGCCUCAGCCCUAUCUACACUGCUGUCCCAGCUAAGUUAGCCUGGAAUAAACAGCUCCCCCGUGCAGUCUGCAUGUUAGGCACUAAGCAGAAGGGCUGCAAACUGUCCCCUUUGUUUCAGCCUCAGCUUAGCGGAGCACAGCAAGGCCUGCUGUGUCCUUGGGCAUCAUCUGCGUCCCCAUUGGUGGUCACCCUCUCCCUGCAGGGCCGUUUGGAACCCUCCUUUGGUGUUAGCGCGUCUCUUUCAGGAAGCAGAAAAUGGGGGCAGGAAGCAAAGUCCCUCGUGUGAUGGAAGAAUGUCAUAACAAUAUGGUGGGUAGAAGACAGUCAUAAGCCAGGAUGUGAGCUCUAACAAUCAUUAUCUAGCCCCUCAAGGAGCUAUGUCUGCUGCUCCCUACCUCAGUGACUGCUGUCCUUUUUUUUUCCCUUCCUUAAAAUAUUUUUAGAAUUACAGAAAGUUGCAAAAAUAAUAGAAUUAAUGUAUAACCUUCACCUAGCUUCUCCUAAUAUUAAGAUCUUAUAAAACCAUGGUAUAAUUAUUAAAAUCAGGAAAUUAACAUUGAUACAGUUCUACUAACUAAUCUGUGGACAUUCAAAUUUUUCCAAUUCUGCUACUGAUGUUCUUUUUCUGGUUCAGGAUCUAAGGCAUGUUCAGGGUCCUGCCUUGCAUUUUGUUGUCAUGUUUCCUUCAUCUAUUUCGACCUAUGAUAGUUCCUCUGUCUUUCUUUGACUUUCAUGACCUUGACACUUUUGAAAUGUCCAGGUCAGUUAUUUUGAGGAAUGUCCCUCAAUUUGGUUAAUCUACUGUUUUCACAUGAUUAGAUUGAGGGUCUACAUUUUUGGCAAGACAAGGACCCCAGGAAGAGUGCGCCCUUCUCAGUGCCUUCCAGCAGGGGAUAAAGUUAACUUUGAUCACAUGGCUGAGGUGGUAUGCAUCAAGUUUCUCCACUGUAAAAUUACAGAUUCUCUUUUGAAAUUAGGAAGGGUGUUCUGAGGGGAUACUUUGAAGCCAUGCAAAUGCCUUAUUUACCCUUAGAAUUUUCCCUCCUGAUUUUAGCAUCCAUUGAUGUUUCUUAUUGUUUAAAUAUAUUUUUAUUGAUUUCAGAGAGGAAGGGAGAGGGAGAAAGAGAUAGAAACGUCAAUCAUGAGAGAGAAUCACUGAUCAGCUGCCUCCUGCAUGCCUUACACUGGGGAUUGAGCCCGCAACCCAAGCAUGUGCCCUGACCAGAAUCGAACUGUGACCUGGUUCAUGGGUCGACAUUCGGCCAUGCCAGCAGGGCCCAUCGAUGGUUCUUGCUUACAGCAAGUAUUAAUGUUCUAUUUGCCUAAUGAUGACUUCCUGUUUCCUUAUUAAUAUAUUUCCUUAUUAAUAUAUUUAUUAAUUGGCAUUCUACUAUAAGGAAGAGCUGUCUCUUUCCUCCCAUUUAUUCAAUAAUUUAUAACAGUAUAAACUAAUAGAUAUUUGUUUUUUUCUAUGGUUUAUAAUCUAAUACAAAGUUUCUUUUGUUGCUCUUUUAGGCCUAGAUUUGGCCAUUGAACUCUGUAAAGUUGGAUCCUGUGUUGUUUCAGCAUUGCCCCCAUCAUUUUUUUUUUUUUUUUUUUUUUUUUUAGCACUUCCUUACUUUCUGGCACCACAAGAUAUUUCAAGUUCACUCAUAUUUUUCUUGUCCCAGCCCUAACAUCAGCCAUUUCUCCAAGCAGCACCUGGUUCCUUUUAUUCGAGAAUGAUACUUAAAAACCAAGAUCUGGGCAUUAGGUGUAUUCAUUGCUACUGGAGUGUCGUCGCUUCUAGGCCCUUUCAGCACACAGAACUAUGAAAUAAAUGUAUGUAUGUUAACACAUGCAUCACACACAUCUGA